AUGUUCCACCCCAUUACUGCCAUUCAGAAUAAUUACCAGGCGGAGAUAGAUUUUUCCCGAAGGAAGAAGGAAAAAUGUUUCACCCGUGUAAUGUCAUUCCAAAGAUUUGUGUACAACGAACUGAUUGACGGAAUGGAAAAGGAACAAAUGUUCCACCCCAUUACUGUCAUUCUGAAUAAUUACCAAAGAAGGCAAGAUUUUGCACAAAGGAAAGGGAACAAUAAUUUCACACGUAUAAUGGCAUGCCCAACGUGUGUGUGCAAAGAAAUAAUUGAACAAAGCAAAAAGAAACGAAUAUUCCGCCCCUUUAGUGUCAUUCGGAAUAAUUACCAGACGAGGAAAAAUUUGCCCCACACGAAAAGGAAGAAUAAAUUCACAAGUGUAAAGUCAUUCCGAAAAUGUAUGUGCAAGGAAAUAAUUGCCGAAAUGGAAAGCAGAGGAAUAUCCCCACCCUUUACUGUCAUUCAGAAUAAUUACCAAACGGGAACAGAUUUUGCCCACAACAAAAGGAAAGAUAAUUUCACCCGUGUAAGGUCAUUCCCGAGCUGUGUGUGCAAACGAAGAAUUGAGCAAAUGGGAAACCAAAACAUCUUCCACCCCUUUAGUGUCCUCCCGAAUCAUUACCGGAGGAGGCAAUAUUUUGCACAGACCAAAAGGAAAAAUCAUUUCACCCGUGUAAUGUCAUUCCAAAAAUGUGUGUACAAGGAAAUAAUUGAUCAAAUGCAAAACGAACCAAUCUUCCCCCCCUUUAAUUUCAUUCGAAAAAAUUAG
Messenger RNA from Plasmodium inui San Antonio 1, 771 nucleotides. RefSeq lists its product as hypothetical. The coding region runs from base 1 to 771 and encodes 256 amino acids. The transcript has a single exon. The record is from RefSeq and is a predicted model, not a curated record. NCBI's taxonomy places the organism in Eukaryota, Apicomplexa, Aconoidasida, Haemosporida, Plasmodiidae.